AUGUAUCCUCAUCAUGGUGCCCCCAUGGCACCGCCCCAAAAACCGGAAACCUUCAUGCUUUCGACCGAGGCACAACAAAGCCUCCCACACGACGCGCAAGUCGCACUCCAACAAGUGGAUAAUCUGAAAUAUUUCUUGCUAUCAGCUCCAGUUGAUUGGCAACCGGAUCAGCUUAUCCGGCGCUUCUUGCUUCCCACGGGCGACUAUGUCUCUUGUGUUCUCUGGAGCAACCUUUUCCACAUCUCCGGUACCGAUAUUGUCCGAUGUCUCGCAUUCCGAUUCCAGGCCUUUGGACGUCCCGUGAAGAACUCGAAGAAGUUUGAGGAGGGCAUUUUCUCGGAUCUGCGCAACCUCAAGGCCGGCACUGACGCGACACUGGAGGAGCCGAAGAGCGGGUUCCUGGACUUUUUGUACAAGAAUAACUGCAUUCGAACUCAGAAGAAGCAGAAGGUGUUUUUCUGGUACAGCGUGCCGCACGAUCGCCUGUUCCUGGAUGCACUGGAGCGCGAUCUGAAGCGCGAAAAGAUGAACCAGGAAGCCACCACGGUCGCAGUCAGUGAACCGGCCAUGUCAUUCGAAUUUGACUCCUCUCAGUCUCUGUAUGAGCAACUGACCAAGUCUCAACAAGCAAACUCCUCAUCGUUUGCUGCUCACGCAAGUACGACAUAUGGUCAGCCCAACUCCCCCGUGGUUCGGACCGUUGACGCAAUGCCUCCCCCCGCAGAUGGCUCCCCGGCGAUUCCUCUGCUUCAGGACGACACUACACACCCCAUGUACAGUCACCCGCAAGCAGCGCCCUUGUCGAACAAUCUAGUCCAGAGCAUCAUUAAGCGUGAGCAGGACUAUGGCCCUAUUCAGUACGAUCGCAACGGAAUGCCUCUUCCCCGCGCCCACCAGCGCCAUUCUUCCAUGCCGACCUUCUACGAAUACUCCCCCGCGCCAUCCUUUGUGUCCUCCCACUACGAGGAUUACAGCAACCGCGGUCUCUCGUUCGAGCCCGUCACCCCGCCGCAACACUCAGUAGGAAUGGGCGCGGAGCCUGCCUAUAUCGCCAACGAGGACACUGGACUCUACACCGCGAUCCCGGACAUUUCAAACGGACCCGCCUACCAACCUAUGAUGCAGCUCCCGCCUUCGAAUUUGGCAGGUGCUCACUACCAGCCUGCGCCUCGGUCUUUUUCGUCUCACCCAUAUCCGGUCAUUGAGGGAUCUCCCACAUACAAGCAACGCAGGCGCAGGUCCUCGAUCCCGCCUAACAGCGGAAACGUCGCCCCCACCGCAGCUCACUCUCAUUCCACCACACCGGUACCUCAGCCCAUGUCGUAUGCUGCUCAUCGCCCGAGCGAUCUGCGUCGUUCAGUCUCUAGCUCGGUUGCCCCAGUUGCAGAGGGAGACGAGAACCAAGAUCUCGCGCGCACUUACCCAAGUGCCAUGCUGCCUCGGAAGGAUCUCCUUCAAGAGAUGUCCCGUCACAGCACACCGCUGCAGAGCCUGGACCAGAGCACUCAUCAACACUCUAGCUCUUUGGUGAGCCAGGGCGACGAUUUGACAGCGCUUCCCACCAGUGGCGCUCUAGAGACUGCGGUUCAGAACACUUCGGGGCGGUCUGAGCGUUCAGCGCCCGGUCCCACUCGCCGAGCUAGAAGUGCGACAAUGAUGGAGUUGGGACCCUACCCCCACAAGUCUCACUCCUGCCCAAUCCCAUCCUGUGGCAGACUUUUCAAGAGAUUAGAGCAUCUCAAAAGACACGUGAGAACACACACCCAAGAACGCCCAUACCCUUGCCCAUAUUGCAGCAAAGCCUUCUCUCGGUCCGACAACCUUGCACAACACCGUCGGAUCCACGAAGCUCAGCAGGAUGGCCAGUCCAUCGUUCCGCUUGACGACGACCUGGAAAAUGAUGAAAAUGAUUAUGACUCCUCUAGAGAGGACAUGUCCCCACCAGAGCCCGCUCACGCCAUGAUCAACAUGACGAACAUGACCACCAUGCCGACUCCUAUGAGCAUGCCAUCUUCCAUGUCUGGCAUGGUAGCCCCACACAUGAUCGCACCUCAGCUCUUGCAGCAGCACAUGUGA
Penicillium brevicompactum is the source of this 2076-nucleotide messenger RNA. It is a transcript of the gene steA, whose product is annotated as sexual development transcription factor SteA. Lineage: Eukaryota; Fungi; Ascomycota; Eurotiomycetes; Eurotiales; Aspergillaceae. The coding region runs from base 1 to 2076 and encodes 691 amino acids. Gene Ontology annotation, molecular function: DNA-binding transcription factor activity. The record is from RefSeq and is a predicted model, not a curated record. The transcript has 5 exons. Gene Ontology annotation, biological process: regulation of DNA-templated transcription; sexual reproduction. Gene Ontology annotation, cellular component: nucleus; Ste12p-Dig1p-Dig2p complex; Tec1p-Ste12p-Dig1p complex.